Molecule: messenger RNA, 1269 nt
Organism: Eublepharis macularius
Lineage: Eukaryota; Metazoa; Chordata; Lepidosauria; Squamata; Eublepharidae
Product: probable cation-transporting ATPase 13A5
Exons: 9
Coding region: 1-1269 (422 amino acids)
Biological process (GO): intracellular calcium ion homeostasis; polyamine transmembrane transport
Cellular component (GO): late endosome membrane
Molecular function (GO): polyamine transmembrane transporter activity; P-type transmembrane transporter activity
Source: RefSeq, a predicted model, not a curated record
AUGGCCCUACGGAGGCCUCCUUGGGAGGGCUGCUUCUCUGGGCUUAUCCUGGCGGAGGUGCAGUGUUGCCCACGGCUCACUGUACCUGUGCCGGGGAAAAAACAAUCCGUGUCAGACAUUGUGGCCGUGGCUCUCAUUUUCCUAACUAUUCCCGUCCCCCCAGCCCUCCCGUCUGCCCUGACCACUGGCAUUAUUUACGCCCAGAGGAGGCUGAAAAAGAGGAGAAUUUUCUGCAUCAGCCCGCAGAGGAUCAACAUCUGCGGGCAACUCAAUCUGGUGUGCUUUGACAAGACUGGCACCCUGACGGAGGAUGGCCUGGACCUCUGGGGCACCAUCCCUUGCCAAGGCGGCAGCUUCCAGAAUGUCCACAGCUUCUCCUCCGGCUCGCCACUGCCCUGGGGGCCGCUCUGCAUCGCCAUGGCCACCUGCCACUCGCUGCUGGUUCUGGAGGGGAAGAUUCAGGGAGAUCCGCUGGACCUGAAGACGUUUGAGGGCACCGGCUGGGUGAGUCCUCUGACCUGGCAGCUGUACAGGCAGAAGAAGUCGGUUGACCCAGAAGGGAAGGAGCUGCAAGCAAGGGCUGUCUCUCUUCCCAGCCUUUCCGCUUUGCUGGCAAGUGGGGUGGGCCGUGGGGUCGGCGGGAAUUUCUUCCUCUUCCCCUCGACAGUUCCAAGGAACUUUGUAAAGGAGCUCAAAGUCUACACAUCACAAGGCUUCCGAGUCAUUGCGCUGGCACAGAAGGCACUGGCCAUGGGCGAGGGUGCAGAUCUGGAUGGCUUGGAAAGGGAGGAGGUGGAGUCUGGCCUGACCUUCCUGGGCCUUCUCAUCAUGGAGAACCGGCUGAAGAGCGAGACCAAACCCGUCUUGGAGGAACUCAUGGGUGCCCGCAUCCGGAGCGUGAUGGUCACAGGUGACAAUCUGCAGACGGCCGUCACCCUCGCUAAGAACUCUGGGAUGGUUUCCAGCAGCAGCAGAGUGAUCCUCGUGGAAGCAAGUGAGCCGGAGGGAUCCAUCCCAGCAUCCAUUAGCUGGCAGCUAGUGGAAGACAUGCAUCAGCACUCUGGGGAAAAGAAAGAUCUGGGCAUUUCCAUUGAGGACACGGCUGUUCCCAGGGAGUUCCAUUUUGCCUUGAAUGGGAAGUCCUACCAGGUCCUCAUGAAACACUUCAGCGGUUUGGUGCCAAAGGUCCUUCUGAAUGGGACCGUGUUUGCCAGGAUGUCUCCAGGGCAGAAGUCCAGCCUGGUGGAAGAGUUCCAGAAGCUAGAGUAG